AUGUCGUCCAAGAAGCGUCUAGCGCCGUCAGCGGGGCCCGGGCCGUCGUCCUCGCAGGGCGUGUCGACCGCACCGUCUAGCCGUGACCAGCAGCAGGCACAGAACUGGAAGAAGCGCAAGCAGGAGCGAGCACAUACCGCCCGCUUCAUCGAGACACAGACCGCGUUAGCAACUUCCUCUGCCAGCAGCUCGCGCAAUACGUCCAAGUCCUCGACGCCUGUCCCCACUCAGCUUGCCACUGCGGCCGCGGGUCUGCCAACCAGCAUCGAGCUCGAGUCUCUCGUCUCGACGCGCGCCUUCCAGAUCCAGAGCUUUCUGCGCUCGAUAAAGUCGGCCAAGUCGGCAACUACAACACGAGCAUGGCAGCUGCUUCCACGACACGCACGCCGGCGUGCUGCUUCCCACAACCUUCUCCGCCUCCCCACUCGCCUCCGCUCCAAGGCGCUCGCCGAGCUUCGCAGCAGCACAACACUGGCCCGCACACGCUCGGACAUCAGGAAGCGGCUUCCCAGCUACGGCGUCAUUCGAGCUACACUGCGCCGCAAGAAACUAGCCGAGCGCGCCUCGCAUCCGCAACGGCGCUGGCUUGAGACGCAUCUUUGGCACGCCAAGCGCUUCAGAAUGACCACCGAAAAGGGCAAGGGCAAGGAGCGCGAGCAGGGUACCGAACACAACAGAUGGGGAUUUGUGCUACCAGAAACGACCAUGAUGAAGAGCCACCGCGCAAGCUGGCGCAGCGCACUCGAGUUCGUCACCGUCCACGAUGCAAGUUACUUUCGGGUCUUUCGUGUGGGCGUCAGGCGAGCACAAGCAUCGGCCGCUGAUGACGUCUUUGCGGCCCUUGCAGAGCAGUUGCACCAAGUUCUCGCCAAAGUUGGUCUCGCAAAGGCUGCAGAGCUGAAGUUGGAAGAUGUGACCGAGUCGCAUCGCGUCAUCGACACUGUCCUCGUCCGACCCACAUCCGAUCCAACGAGCAGUACCCAAUCGGAGAAGGACACUGUAGCUGCCGCCCUUGCUCCGGUCCGAGUUGUGAUCCUGUCGGGAACGCGCCUGUUCGAGCGGCCGUCUCUGGAUCAGGAAACGACGCAUACCCACAGUUGCAAGGAGGCGCUUCUCAUUGUCCAUCCGGCCGCCGACAUCUACGUCCGUCGCGCUCUCAAGGCCGCCAACGUGACAAUGAUCGACGAGAACAAGAACGCGCUCUUCGACCUCGAGCUUCCAGCGCCCGGCGUGAUGCAGGCGUACGCGUUCCAGCUCGACUCCACACCCGACCCGUGGCUCGCAGCAGGAGGCAAAGACAGCUCGCUCUCCAAGCUCGAGAAGAAGCGCAGACGGCACGCAUACCAAACUGGCUCCGCAAAGAGCGACAAGACGGAGUCUUUGAGUAAGCAGGCGCAAGAAACAAUGCUGCUCGACGACAAGGCAGAGCUCAAACGCAAGCAGGGACUCAACAUCUUCGAACUCGUAGGGCCGAAGGCCGCUUCACUGCUCCGGAGCGUGCUCAAGUGCCAAGACGGAGCCGAGGGCAAUGCGGAUGGCUUGAGGUUGCGGCAACUGCUUGAAAAGCACAGAAAGACAUCAAAAAGAGACAGUCCCGAGAUGGUGCAGGUGCGAGUGAACGACCCUCGACUCUCGUACCCGCCGAGAUUGAAACCUGUGUCGACAACACAGUCCACCACUGGGGAUUCGGUCAAAGCGACCGGCGACGCAGACUCACAUCACGACGACCUGUUCUGGACAGGAGCGCCACCACCUACAUUCAGCAAAGGCGAGAUCGACUCGCGGCGCGCGCUGAAUGCGAUACCCGGUGCUCGGCUGCAGCCGGACGCGCGCGACGACGUCGUCCCCGUCGUGGUGAUGCGCGACCGGCUUGCUGGCAAGGUGGAUCGAUACAUGCUGGUGGUGCCGCGCGGCUGGGGUACCGCGUUCUUCCUCUCGCUCGUGGCAACGCAUCAAUCGGGCGCGUCGAGCGGAGCGCGAGUGCUGGGCCAGCACCAACUGCGACACCAGAAGCUGGAGCUAGCUGCGCAGGCACAGGCAGCGGGCGAGCAUGCGGCGGCGAGCAUGCUGAGCUACCCGCACAACUGGCUCGGCACUCGCGCGUACGCGGACAGCGAGAAGCGGGCCGAAGUCGCGCGGUACGAGCAGUGGAGUAAGAGACCAAAAGGCAAACGCUCCGAGUUCGCGUUUGCAUCUCACAAGGACUGGGCUGCGUUCCAGCAGAGCAAGACGACAGAGGAGGUCGAGGCGAAACUGGCGUAUGAUCGAACGGGCGUUGCGAGGCCGUAUCCGUUCGGAGGCUCUCAUUACUGGGAGUGGAUCGUUGGCAAUUCUCAGCGCCUGUACGGCGGAGGCAAGGAGGUUGAGACCAUCCUGCCGUGGUUGGUAGCGCAGCUUGACGUCGACCUUGCGCGUGUCGCAGGGAUCGAGGCGAGGCUUUCGGCGUCAAGUCUGGCCUCGGCCAUGGUUGCGGUCAAGCUGCAGGCGGUGCGCAAAGGCACUGUGAUGGCAUUAAGCAGUGUCAUGCUGGCACCUACGUUCGAGGAGCACGAGCACUGGGUGCAUCAUCUCGACCCGAUCAACCACCCUGCCUUGGUUCGCAAUCGAACCGCAGCGGCAGGCGACAAGAUGGACAAGCAGUAUCUCAAGGCGUUGGUCGAGCGCAGGUGCAAGGUGAUGCAGCUCGGCGGGGGUACUCCUGCACAGUCGAUCAGAUUCAAGCCGAUCAGCGGCGUGUGGCGCGAGUACACGUUCGCCGCCAUGGAGCCUGAGGAGAUGCACGAGCGCAGUGCGAACUGGAACAAUGCGGUCGGCACAGUGUUGGACGGCGACUACUCGCUCAGCAACGGCAGAGGGUUCGGUGUCGGUGCCCUCACGCUGCGCGCAUGGAUGGUGCUAACGGAGUGGCAGGAGAGGAUGGACAGGCAGCGAGACGGCGAGGCUACGACAACGAGGAGACCGCGCAAUGCUGUCGAGACGCGCAACUUGCUGCUCGUGCGCGAGCCAGGAUCCAACGUUGUCCGCCCCGUCAGUGCGACACUUAUCGCCCUCGUGUAA
Messenger RNA from Moesziomyces antarcticus, 3057 nucleotides. RefSeq lists its product as uncharacterized. Gene Ontology annotation, biological process: tRNA 5'-leader removal. The record is from RefSeq and is a predicted model, not a curated record. Lineage: Eukaryota; Fungi; Basidiomycota; Ustilaginomycetes; Ustilaginales; Ustilaginaceae. Gene Ontology annotation, cellular component: nucleolar ribonuclease P complex; ribonuclease MRP complex. The coding region runs from base 1 to 3057 and encodes 1018 amino acids. The transcript has a single exon.